Penicillium pulvis is the source of this 1305-nucleotide messenger RNA. RefSeq lists its product as uncharacterized. The transcript has a single exon. The coding region runs from base 1 to 1305 and encodes 434 amino acids. NCBI's taxonomy places the organism in Eukaryota, Fungi, Ascomycota, Eurotiomycetes, Eurotiales, Aspergillaceae. The record is from RefSeq and is a predicted model, not a curated record.
AUGUUGGAUUUCAAAGUCUUCUACGGCCUAGCGGCUUUCUUCUCUCUAGGCGUGCUCGCUGCUUGGAGGAUUGCAAACCACGCGGAGAAGCAGCAGUGGUGGACGCUCCGCCUUCGUCUGUCAUUAUUGCAGCCGUAUGUCCUCACCGGCUGGGUUUUCUACACAGUGCUCAUCUUGAUUCUGGCACUGUAUGACUUUCAAUGGGGAACUCUCAACUCAACAGGCCGAAUAAUUCUACCAGACACGUUGAUAGCACUGGUUACCAUUGCUAUUCUGAUCGUCGGAGCUGACCUUGCUUUGAGUGCAUUCGAAACACGUCGCUAUCUCUCGAUCCGAUGGAAGGCCUGGACAGGCCCAAGCAGGACAGGCAUCCCACCAGUGACCGCGAGAUACAUUGGCACAUCGGAGGACUGGAUCGCGCUCGCACAGACAAACAAUGUCCAACGGCACCCCGUUGAAAGAUUCGCAGGCUCUUGCAUGCUCAGAGACAAUCGCAUACUUCAGGAUCCUACUGACUUGCUUCGUACCAAAGUCACAAUCGAUCAGGAUAAAAUUCCUCCAUGGCCGACAGGCUCUCAACAAAUGUCAAGCGUAUAUCACCCCAUUGUUGAAAACCAAUCUGUUUCGCUGCUUUGGGGUGAGCAUCUUGGAUUCCAGAGACGCUGCAGUCGCGGGAUUAUUUCUGUUCCCCCGAAUAUCCUAAAAACGUCACCUUCGCUCAAGUCUGGAUUGAGCGGCAACGCUGUCUGCCUGGCAUAUGGAAUCCUGGCGCGAAAUAAAGGGCUGGAACCGGCAACACUCAUCUGCAACCUACAGACCAAGAAUUCAUUUCGCGAAUUCGAAGAAAGGGGAUAUUGGCCCCACCCGGCGAAAACACUGCGCGGUUAUUAUUUUUCUGAGUUCAAUCGAACUUUUUCUCUCCUUGGUCUGUCCUACGUAACAGCUGCAACUGAACUUGCCAUUUUGCUCGCGGAUACGAACACUGCUUUGAUUGGUGGAUGGUUGGACUCGCAUUUUGAGCACCAGGAUUUAUUGCUCAAUCGAGAGGUACAUGCUUUGGGGGCCAACGAGGAGGAAUUAAGACGGAUUUAUCGCGGGCAUUAUGCGACAAUGCUCAUUAGCUUAUGUCUUUAUCGUAAAGGCGUCCGAAUUCGCCCCGAAAUUACGGUUUUUGAUGCAAUCUGUAAACUCGAAGGUAUUGAGCAACCCGUCUGGGCAGAAUCUACCGAGAUGGAAGCACGGAGACAGUGGGAAUUGGAUGAAUAUGGCCCAGAGCUGCAGCACCUAGUGGCGGCCGUCAUCUAA